AUGGCCUUGCUCUGGCUUCUCUCCUGCUUCACCCUGAUUGGGACCAACUUUGUCUCUGGGGCCCCUGCCAGCGAACCGGAGCUGAGCAUUGUACCCAGGAUCAUCAAUGGGCAGGACGCUGUCCCUGGCUCCUGGCCCUGGCAUGUGUCUCUUCAGUCUCCCACUGGAUUCCCCAUCUGUGGGGGCUCCCUGAUCAACUCGAGCUGGGUGAUCACCGCCGCCCACUGCAGAGUCACGACAUCCAACUUGGUUAUGGCUGGGCAGUAUGACCGACGCUCAUUUAAGGAUGAUAUCCAGCUAAUAAAGAUUUCCAAGAUUUUUAGGUACCCCAAGUUCAAGUACAGUAAAGUGUUCAAUGACAUCGCCCUGCUGAAGCUGGUUGUACCCUUCCACUUCUCCAAGACAGUGUCCCCCAUUGUUCUGCCCAGUGUUGACGACAAGUUCAGUGCUGGGACCCUGUGCACCAUCAUGGGCUGGGGGGACACCAACCCCAAUGUCAGCGAGGUGCCUGAGAAGCUGCAGGAAGCCAGCAUGCCCCUCCUGUCUACGGCCGAGUGCAAGAAAUACUUGGGCGAGCUUUACAAGGACACCAUGAUCUGUGCUGGGGCCAAUGGCGUCUGCAACUAUGAAGGUGACUCUGGUGGCUCCUUGGCCUGCAAGAUGAAUGGACGCUGGAUCCUGGUGGGCAUCGUGUCCCUGCUCAGUGAUGUCUGCCCCACUAAGGAUCCUGUGGUGGCCACUCGUGUCUCUAAAUUCAUGCCCUGGGUUCAGAAGAUCCUGGCUCACAACUGA
Molecule: messenger RNA, 792 nt
Organism: Talpa occidentalis (Iberian mole)
Lineage: Eukaryota; Metazoa; Chordata; Mammalia; Eulipotyphla; Talpidae
Product: chymotrypsinogen B-like
Exons: 7
Coding region: 1-792 (263 amino acids)
Biological process (GO): proteolysis
Molecular function (GO): serine-type endopeptidase activity
Source: RefSeq, a predicted model, not a curated record